Molecule: messenger RNA, 2243 nt
Organism: Dendrobium catenatum
Lineage: Eukaryota; Viridiplantae; Streptophyta; Magnoliopsida; Asparagales; Orchidaceae
Product: cellulose synthase-like protein D4
Exons: 5
Biological process (GO): plant-type primary cell wall biogenesis; cellulose biosynthetic process
Cellular component (GO): trans-Golgi network; plasma membrane
Molecular function (GO): cellulose synthase (UDP-forming) activity; mannan synthase activity
Source: RefSeq, a predicted model, not a curated record
CUGGUAAACUAUAGACGUCGGAGAUGGCAUCGAAUCCAGCGAAGAAGCCGACGGUGAAAUUUGCUCGGAAGACGUCGAGCGGCCGUUAUGUGAGCCUGUCAAGAGAAGACGUGGACUUGAUGAACUAUACAGUUCACAUGCCGCCGACGCCGGAUAACCAGCCAAUUAACGAGCCCGCCGCCGCCGGAGAUCGGUUUGAUUCGACAAGCAGGAACGCGGCGAGCCGGCCUCCGCUGCCUGGAGGUAAGAGGGGAUUAACAUUAACGCCGUGUGAAAUGCCGGAAUGCGACGGGUCUGUGGAGAAGGAUGAGCAGGGGCAGGAUGCGCAUCCCUGUGAAUGCGGGUUUAAGAUAUGCAAUGACUGCUUCGGGGACGCACAAAGGAGCGGAGAAAUCAACUGCCCGGGCUGCAAAGAACUCUACAAAGUGCCGGAGUUUGAUGACAACGAAUCCAGUUUCUCCGCCGUGCCGCCGGCGCCACAACACUGGACGGCGAGCCGCGCCAUGUCGGCUUUACAGAGCAGCCAACCAGCCAAAUUCGAUCACAGUCAGUGGCUCUUUGAAGCACAAGCAACGUAUGGCUACGGCAACGCCUUUUGGCCAAAAGACGACGCCUCUGUUGACGGAGACGGCGGCGGCGGUGGAAGCGGAGAUAACGGCAUUGGCAGCACUGAUGGCGAUAAGCAGUGGAAGCCUCUCGCUCGUCGGAUUCCGAUCUCCGCGGCAAUCAUUACCCCUUACAGGCUGCUAAUUCUGAUACGGCUCAUAGCACUUGGCUUCUUCCUCACAUGGCGGAUAAAAAACAAGAACCACGACGCCAUCUGGCUUUGGGGAAUGUCCGUCGUCUGCGAGAUUUGGUUCGCCUUCUCAUGGAUCCUCGACCAACUCCCCAAACUCCACCCCAUCAACCGCUCCACCGACCUCUCCGCCCUCCGCGACCAGUUCGAUCCCUCGCCCACCUCACCCUCCGACCUCCCCUCCGUCGACGUCUUUGUCUCCACCGCCGAUCCCGACAAGGAACCCCCUCUCGUUACGGCCAACACCAUCCUCUCCAUCCUCGCCGCCGAUUACCCCGUCGAUAAGCUUUCCUGCUAUCUCUCCGACGACGGCGGCUCCCUCCUCACCUUCGAGGCUAUGGCUGAGGCUGCCGCUUUCGCAGCCUUAUGGGUCCCCUUCUGCCGCAAACACGACAUUGAGCCGCGGAACCCGGAAAGUUACUUUGGCCUGCGGAGGGAUCCCACGAAGAAUAAGCGGAGGCAGGAUUUUGUGAGGGAUCGGCGGAGAGUGAAGAGGGAGUAUGAUGAGUUUAAGGUGCGGGUUAAUGGCUUGCCGGAUGCGAUAAGGAGGCGGUCCGAUGCGUUUAACGCGAGGGAAGAGAUGAAGCAGAUGAGGAGGAUGAAGGAAGCUGCGGCAGCCGGUGAUCAGGAUGUGAUGAUAGAGGUGGUGAAGGUGAAGAAGGCGACUUGGAUGGCUGAUGGGACGCAUUGGCCUGGGACUUGGGCGCUGACGGCGCCGGAGCAUGGGAAAGGGGACCAUGCUUCUAUACUUCAGGUGAUGUUGAAGCCGGCAAUGGCAGAGGCUAUCUACGGCCGGGAAUCCGAGCAGCAGCUUGGAAUAGACUUCACAGAGGUGGACGUGCGAUUGCCGAUGUUAGUUUAUGUGUCGAGGGAGAAGCGGCCGGGGUAUGACCACAACAAGAAAGCUGGAGCUAUGAAUGCUCUCGUGCGCGCCUCCGCAGUGAUGUCAAAUGGGCCAUUCAUCCUUAAUCUUGAUUGCGACCACUAUAUCUAUAAUGCAGUGGCCAUCCGUGAGGCAAUGUGCUUCCUCGUUGAUCAUGGCGGUGAGGAUAUUUGCUUCAUUCAAUUCCCGCAACGCUUCGAAGGAAUUGACCCAAAUGAUCGAUAUGCCAACAAUAACACUGUAUUUUUUGAUGGAAACAUGCGUGCUCUUGAUGGUUUGCAGGGUCCAAUGUACGUCGGGACCGGAUGCAUCUUCCGCCGCUUCGCCCUCUAUGGUUUCGACCCGCCGCCCGCCGCCUCCAAUUCGACGCCUUCCCACCACCCUCACUUUGUCGUCGCCGAAACCGACUCCUUCCGCCCCCAAUCCUUUUACGACGCCGAACUCAAUCCCUCCUACCUCCCGAAACGCUUCGGAAACUCCUCUGCUCUAGUCGAAUCCAUCCCCAUCGCCGAGCUUCAAGGACGGCCUCUCGCCGACUACCAAUCCUCACUGUAUUGCCGGCCC